This is a messenger RNA of Effrenium voratum, 2408 nucleotides long. The record is from the annotation of a GenBank genome assembly. Lineage: Eukaryota; Dinophyceae; Suessiales; Symbiodiniaceae.
AGCCUUUGGGAUUCUGCAAGCUGUAGCUGGAGAUUUGUGUGCCUUCGAAGCAAUGGGAAACGCCUGCAGCAAGGCUUUGCGCGCGGUUUUCCGAUUGCCCCUCGGAUUCAUGGGAUCAGGUCUGGCUGUUAUGCGAACACUACGAACACGUUUGUGGCCGGCCCCGGCUGGCCAGCUAGGACAAGCAGAUGAGGAAGACCAGAAGAAGGUGCAGGAGUCUUUCAUCAGUAAACCUACGGAUUACGACUGUGUCAUCCGGAUGAUGUCGCUGGCGGAGUUUGCCAAGGAGAAACGCAUUUGGCUCCUGCGCUCUGUUUCGUCCGACUUCAAUCCGGAAGAUUGUCAGGAUGUUCGCAUCAUCUCGGUGGUUGGGCUGUUCAACAAGGGGCAAGACCUUCCUGUUGAACAAGCUCUUCGGGCUGAACCUGCCAUCUGGCAAGACUCAGGUGACACAAGGCUUGUCGUGCGUCUACCUGAAAGAGCGACGCAUGCUGCUCAUCGACUCUCCUGGGGUGCAGUCGACUGUGUCGUACAAGUCGGACAGCAUCGACAGGGUUGUGGAUGCCCAGAGCACGGAGGCCUUUCUCUUCGAGCUGGUUUCUCAACUUUCUGACCACAUCAUGUUUGUUGUGAACGACUUCACGUCGUUUGAGCAGAAGUAUGUCCAGAUGUUUGAGCAGAAGGAGCAGUUCAGUCACAAGGCUGCGCGGGAGCUGAUCGUGGUGCACAACUUGGCAUCCACGCAGGAUCCACAGGAGGCGGAGGGGCUGUUCCACAAGCAAAUCACCUCAAGGUAUGACGGUGUGGAAAGCCAUUUGGGCAAGCUGUUCUACACAGCGAGGCGCAACCCGCCCGUCCACCACUUUGCGAUUUGCAAGGAAGGCAGUGCAGCUGGAGAUACCUUCAACCACAGCAACAUCCGCCUGCUGUUGGAGCACUUGGAACACGCCAAGAAGCUGCCUGAGAAGGUGGUGCUGAAGGAACUCCUCCGCAGCAAGGUGGACGACUUGCUGCCCCGCUUCCUGCUCAUGGGGUGCGACGACGCGGGUGGACGAAACCUGGAGUACCACCAGUACCAUGAGCAAGAGGCAAGAGCUGAAGAGCACUUUGAGGACUUCCCGUCCCAUCGCAAGAUCGGCUACUUCCACGUGACCUGUGACAAGCUGGACGUCAAGACCGAGGGUGUGAUCUCGGACCUCGGCGAGGUGAUCUCGUACGACAAGUCGUUCAGCCCGGAGCCCAUGAUCUUCGACCAGAAGACUUCGGAAUACCUUACCCGCACCAUCCUCUUCGAAUGCCCUGGUGUGCGGCCUGAGGGUGUACGCUGGGAUCAGCAGGGGGAGGGCCUGACCAUUCGCAUUGAGAAGUCCAAGCUGAUCGACGAGGGCUCUGUCACUGCGGUGUCCAGCCUGCGGCAGCAGUCUGGGGUCUACGAGAAGAACUUCCGCUUCAUGGAUGGGCCGUUUGAGGUGUCCGAAGACCAGUGCGCCUUGGAGUUUGGAGUGCUGACAAUCAAGCUCAAGAAGUGCCUUAUCAACAAGCGCGGGGGUUUGCAGAGCAUCCAGGAGUCCAGGGUAGAGGCCGUCAGCUACGUGCCAACGUCCUCCUUGCCGUCUGAGGCCGAAGGCCUUUGCCGCGCCCACACGGUUUCUGACGCUCAUCCCUGCGUGAGAACCUCUGGCGGGAAUGCCAGCGAGGGCUUCUUCAAGGUGUCCAGCGACACGGCAGCGACUGCAGACUCCGCGAUCCUGACGCCAGCAAGUGCCUAGUUUCGCUGACACGCUGCUCUGAGCAGACAGCUCGCACCUCGCUCAUGCAUGCGAGGCCGCGAGUAAUACACUUGCAUGCCAACAUCCAUCAAAUUCACAUGGUGCAUUCACUGGUUCACAGCUGCGGGUUUCGAGUGGUCAAUCCUCUCUAGAAGCUGUGGGCCUUGCCCGGAAGACAGCUGCAUGUGUGCAAUGUGUUGCUGUGCCGUUGUUCUACUGCGGCAGGCUUGCCAGCGGCAUGUUGGGAUAAGACGGAAGUGUUGGGUUUCGAAGAGUGUUGCGUUGCAGCUGCGCAUGAUCGGGUUGGCAAGAGCCAUGUUAGCUUCCAAUUGUCUACAACACGAAUUCCUGCGAGCUCCCGAUUUGCGCUUGAGACAGGGUAGAGUUGCAACCUUAGCAAUUUGGCUGAAUGAGCCAAGGGCCAUCAUGGAAUUGAAUCGUGAGCUCAUGUUAUGAGUUGCAAGCGCAGAAGCGCAUGUGCAAUGUCCAGGUUUUGUCAACCCACGCCCUCCUAUGCAGUGCUGCUUGGGGGUGCCGCUUGACAAAGGAGUCUGGCUUGGUAGUUGCUGCUUUGUGUUUUUGUUGCCUCCACACUCACAGUUUGCCAUAUGUUCUGAUUCAAUGUUUCUUGAGCAGAAG